Messenger RNA from Schistosoma guineensis, 3834 nucleotides. Lineage: Eukaryota; Metazoa; Platyhelminthes; Trematoda; Strigeidida; Schistosomatidae. The record is from the annotation of a GenBank genome assembly.
AUGCUUAGAAUUUAUUUCAUACAAUGGAAUUGGUAUUUUACACGUCAACAAUAUCAAUUAUUCAUCAUCAUUAUAUUGUUUUAUAUUAAUUUAAUUCAAUCCAAAACGAUACGAUUACGUAUUAAUGAAGAGAUACAAUUGAAUACACAUAUAGGUAGUUUAUUAAAAUAUGUACAACAACAAAGUGGAUUAAAUAAUUUAUAUUUUAUCAAAAUUAAUAAUACAAAUGAUGCAUCGAAAUUAUUUCAUGUUGAUCCUAAUACGGGUGAUAUUAUUGUUAAGCAUAGAUUAGAUCGAGAAUUAUUAUGUAAUAAUAUUAAUAAUCAAUAUAAUCAAUUAAAGAAAUAUGGUAAAAUGAUUAAAGAAUGGUUACCGAAUUUCACUUAUUCUACAAUAUGUGAAUUAUAUUUUAGUGUGAAUUGUUUAAAUACCACAUUAUAUUCAAAUCGUCAUAGAAACAGACUACCUAUAAGUAAUAAAUUAAUAACUAUCUUUGAUGUCAUUAUUGAAUUGAAAGAUAUUAAUGAUAAUGGUUGUCAAUUUAUUCCAUCCAAUCAACAAAUGAUUAAAAUUCGUGAAGAUUCAUUAAUUAAUGAUACACGUUUUACAUUGAAUAUACCAUAUGAUCCAGAUGAUAUGAUCAAUGGGAAUUCUGUGAAACCAGAUCGUAUUUGGAUCAAGAAUGAUUCGAAUAUAAUAAAUAAUAAUCAAAAUAUAUUAAAUUACUUUAAAUUACAUAGUCUUUCAUUAUCGAAUAAUAUUACAAUAUCUAAUAUAUAUUUAGAAUUAGAAUUAAUUCAAAAGUUAGAUUAUGAAAAACAACAAAGUUAUUCAUUUCAAAUUGUAGCCGAUGAUGGUAUUUCAUCAAAUGAUCAUCAAUGUUAUCUGAAUGUAACCAUACUUGUAGAAGAUUGUAAUGAUCAUAUGCCAAUAUUUGAACAAUCUAUGUAUAUUGUAAAUGUAAGUGAAGAUACACCUAUAGGUCAUUUCAUAACACAGAUUAAAGCUUAUGAUGCAGAUACUAAUGAAAAUGGAAAGAUAAUUUAUAGUUUUGCAUCAUAUUCCGACGAUAGUGAUGAUGGUAAUUAUUUCUAUAUUCAUUCAGAAACCGGUGAAAUAAAACUACAAAGACGAUUAAAUUAUCGUUUAAAAUCUAGUCAUUCUUUAAAAGUAUUUGCUAAAAAUCCGGAAAACACUACAUCAGGACAAAUAAAAUCAUUUCAUACCUCUAAAUUAUCAACUACUCAGGUUAUAGUAAAUGUUAUUGAUGUAAAUGAUCACUUUCCUCGUAUUCGUAUUAUAUCACCUACUGGUUCUAAAACCUUAGAAUUAAUUGAAGAAACACCACCUGGACAAGAUAUUGGAAUUGUAGAUGUGUUCGAUGGAGAUACUGGAAAAAAUGCACAAGUGAACUGUAAAUUAACUAAUCAAACUAUUCCAAAUGUUUUACGCUUAAUUUCAGUUGAUAGUGAAAUAAUCGGUAAAGAAAUGUCAAAUUCUAAUCAAAAGUAUAAAUUAACGCUGCAAAAACUUAUUGAUAGAGAAGAAUUCCCAAUCAUUGAGUUUAAUGUAGUUUGUUGGGAUGGUGGAACGCCAUCUUUAUCAAGUAAUCUGACAUACAAAAUCAAAGUAUUCGAUAUAAAUGAUCAUGAUCCAGUCUGUGAUCAAGAUAAUUACACAGUUGAUGUCAUGGAAGAUUCAAGUCCGGAAAGAAUAAAAAAUAACUUUGAAUUUCUCACCAUUCAUGCUACUGAUAAAGAUGAGGGUCGUAAUGCGAAACUCCAUUUUAGUUUAGAUCAAGAAACUCCAACGUAUAUACUGAAUCUAAUCUCGGUCAAUGCAACUACUGGGACACUUAGUACUAUGGGAAAUUUAGAUCGUGAGAAGUUGACUACAUUCGAUGUGACAUUAAUUUGUUCAGACCAUGGUGAACCAAAACGAAUGACUAAGGUGAAGAUACAUAUUAAUGUAUUGGAUUACAAUGACAACUCACCUACAUACUCUCAACCAUAUUUUGAAUUUACUAUAACAGAAAAUAAUCAUGUUGGUCAGCUGGUCGGUAAUUUUCAAAUUACUGAUGACGAUGUUGAUGAAAAUGCAGAAUUAAUUGUUCAAAUUGAAGAGAACAGUGAACAGGCACAUGUUUAUCUUACAUAUUUCGGUAAUAGUUUAAAAAUACAUAAUGACAUUGAACAAUUUAAAUUACAUUCAAAAGAUCUACUGAUUUCUUCCAAUUUACAAGAAACAAGACAUGUUGAAUACAUUCCACAUUUUAAAUUACAUUCACAAAAGUUGCCCAGAAAAAAUAUUUCCUAUUCUAACAGUGAAUCAACACAUUACGAUGUCAAAUUGUAUAUAGACUCUGUUAUUGAUCGUGAAGGAUUAAUCAUGAAAUAUAAAGAUAUAGUUUCUGACACGAUUCCACAUUAUGGAUUACUAGAACAUAUCAAUGAUUUGUAUUAUAAUAAUAAAAUAACUGAACUCUCAAGUAAAACAAACUAUUCCAUAAUAACACCAAUUAUAUUGUUAUUAAUCAAUACACAUGAUAAAGGCAUUCCAAAAUUAUCUGAACAUGUAUCAAUACGUAUUCAUGUAUUAGAUGAGAAUGAUAAUUCACCUCGUUUUAUUUAUCCUGAUCCAACAGAUGUAAAUAGAACAAAAACUGUUGUAUCAUAUAAAGAACCAUCAGGAUAUGCAUUUACACAGGUUUUGGCUAUGGAUAUUGAUGCAGGUGAAAAUGGUACAAUUCUCUAUUUUAUUCAUUCUGGCAAUGAUAAUAAUUAUUUUCAAUUAGAUUCAUAUAAUGGAAUAUUAAGUAUUCAUAAACAAAUUCCAUAUAAUGCAAUAGGUGAAUAUAUUCUUAAAUUAGAAGCAAGAGAUUGUGGUAAACCAUAUCGUUUUACAAUAACAGAAUUAAUUAUUGAAAUUGAUCAAUCACCAUCUAAAGCAUAUCUUACAACAAAUAUAUAUCAAUUACAUAAUUCUGAUAGAAUUAUGCAAUAUGGUGCUAGUGAUAAUACAUUAAAUUUAUAUAUUAUCAUUGCAAUUAUUGCAGCAGCUUGUGUUAUAUCAACUAUAUUGUUAUUUUUAGUGUUUAUAUUUUUACAACGUACAAAACGUAAUCGUCAUGAUAGAACUGAUUUCUCAGAAAAUUCAAUAAGAAAGUAUCAUGAUAUAAAUAUGAAAGAAUUACAUACAAACUAUUCCAUAACAAAUCAAUCACAAAAUCAGAACAUGAAUAAGUUUUCAGAUUAUGGAGUUCAUCCAUUUCCUAAUUGCUCUCAACAAUUACCCAGUUACGAAGAUGGAAAUAAUAAUUUGGAAUUAAUUAAUCAUCCGAAUGGGAGUUUGUUUCUGUUACCUGUUGAAACAGAUUAUAAUUACGGUCAAAAUUCAUUAAAUAAAAUUCCCGGUACUUAUUGGUCCACUAAUAGCAACAUAAUUAAUGAUAAUAAUAUUGUCAACAUGGAAACUAAUGAAAACAGAAUAAAUCUGACUGUUUCAUCAUAUAACAUGAACAAUUUAUAUAAUGAUUAUACAAAUUAUCACAAUGGGGAUAAAAUAGAUAUAACAGGUUAUCAAGAUGUUUGUCAAACAAUAUUGAAUGGUCAAUGUUCAAUACCUUUUAGUAUAUCUGAGGCCUGUAAUGAGCCGACUAAUAUAUCGAAACAUCCACAUAUUUUAAUGUCUACAAUGGAUAAUUGGCCAAAAUUAUCAACAACCGAUUUUACAUCUAAUAUCAUUAUAUCAACUGAUUGUGAUUCAGGUAAUGGUGAUAGUGUAGAAAUUCAACCAAAUUUAUCAACUAAAGUUUAUUUUCUUGGAAGAACAUAA